AAUACCCCCUUUACCUCCAAUACGCCUCAUUUUAGAAGAGCAUCGCACAAGAAGCAACAAGCAGCAAGAAUACCUGAGUUUUGAAGGAAGAAAGCAUCAGAAAAAUAAGGAUGGGUUCAGUUGGAGUUCAGAUCGUGUGUGUGGCUCUGGGGGUCCUGGGGCUCAUCGGGGUCAUCGUGUGCUGUGCCAUCCCACGCUGGAACAUGUCUUCUUUUGUGGGCUCCAACAUCGUCACAGCGCAGACCACGUACAAAGGCCUAUGGAUGGAGUGUGUGAUGCAGAGCACGGGUCAGCAGCAGUGCAAAAGCUACGACUCCCUCCUGGUUUUGCCCUCCGACCUCCAGGCCGCCCGUGCCAUGACCAUUAUCAGCGCCAUGGUCAGCACCCUCUCCCUCCUCAUCCUCUUCUGCGGCGCCGACUUCACCACCUGCAUCGAGAACGAAGACGCCAAACCCAAAAUCAGCCUCGUAGCCGGGAUCGGUAUGAUAAUCGCCGGCCUGCUCGUGAUCAUCCCCGCAAGCUGGUCCGCACAUACGGUAGUGAGGGAGUUCAACAACCCCAUGAUCACCGCAUCAGCGAAGAUGGAGUUAGGGCCUUGUAUUUUCAUCGGUUGGGGAGCGGGGGUCUUGCUGUUGAUCGCAGGGGGGCUGUUGUGUUGUUUUAGCAGACCGAGUAGCAGCUCCGGUGGUACGGCUAAGUACUACAGCAACUCAUCUCCGUCUGCCCCCAAAAAUUAUGUGUAAAAAAAGUUUAGAAGAUUGUACCCCGCAAAAAAAAAAAAAAAAAAAAAAAAAAAAAAAAAGUUAAGCUACACUCUUAAAACUAAAAUCUAGAGUAAAUUUCUCUUGACAAGUAAAAUGUUUUGUACUUAAAAUCAACAUACAUAACAUACAUCUUGCUAAACUUAUGAGAACAACAACUCUUUGCACUUGUUAAUUUGACUUGUCAAGUUGAAUCUACUCAAAUAAAGUAAAAUGUUCUUAAUUUAAGUAAUUUGAACUUAUUUAGAUAUAGAUUUUUGCAGUGUAGUUAGAAAAUCUAGAAUUGAUUUGCUAUCAAUAAAUGCAUUAGACUAACAAAAAUAGUUUUAACAGUAUCCUUUAUAACUGAAAAUGUUGACUUUAACUAAUUCUCUUAAGUAAUGACCUUCAAUCUUUUAUUUUAUGUUGACUUAAAAGAAUACUUAAAACGUUUAUGUUCAGUCAACCUCAGAUAUUUAGACUGGAAAUAAGUGAACUAUUUAAAGUCAAAUUUUCAGUUUUGUGUAGUAGACAUUUCUGUAAAUUAUUCGUUAGAAUCAGGAUUUUAAAGUUUUAACAAACUAGAUGAAAUUGCUUAAAAUUGCUUAAUUAUAUUACCAGUUCCUUGAUAUAUUUUAUUAUUCAAAAUACUCACUGGCAGUGGAAUAUGAUUUUGGCUUGUAAAGAAAAAUAUUGAUAAUAAAUUAUAAAAAGUCAGAUUAUUUAGACUAAGCAAAAUGUGUUAAAAACACUAAAAAUAUUCCAUUAGUUAUAACUAAUGGAGAAGUGACAGGUACCACUGGAAUAGUCGACUUGUACAUACACUGAUGUUUCACAAUUGCUUUAUCUGGUGUUAGACUGUCUGGACCACAUUGUACUUUGGGCUGGUAUUGAGUAAUGAUCAUAGACUCUAUGUUUAAGUAUGACAUUUCGGACUGUAUUGCAACAUGUAACUUCACAAUUCAGAAAUCCGACAUGUUUGCUCCUGAAGCAUUGGGUUCUAAGAUCAAAAUGAGUCAACUAUAACAUAAAGUCUAUGUGAACAACCGCUUUUCAUUUUUCUUUUGUAAAUAUUCCAUUUUCAUAACACAAUUAAAUCUUUGUUUGAUGUUUCACUGUAUCACUGUAAUUAACAAUAAGCUACAUUAUUAAAAGAUACAUCUGUAUUUCCCUUGUGAUUUCAAUCAUUUCAUGAAUUUGGCAUUUUAGGACAAACUGCAUAAGUUGCACUGUUUUCUUACUAAAAUUGUUAUCCUCAAAAGAAAAUAAUUUGAACAUUGUAACAUUAUACAUAUUAUGAUUUAGUUUAGUCUAGCAUCACAGGUAUUAGUAUUUUAAAUAGUUUAGUGAUGUUUUUUUAAUGUUUUUUUCUUUGUUCUUUGUUAACCAAAGGCACCUCAGUUGGCCUCAGGGAGCAUUCUACAUGUUCAUCCUUAUAUGACAUUUAUUAGUGAAUGACUUUGUUUUGUACUGACAUGGAUAAAUAAAUCAAUUGUGUAAUCGAAAA
Molecule: messenger RNA, 2247 nt
Organism: Boleophthalmus pectinirostris (great blue-spotted mudskipper)
Lineage: Eukaryota; Metazoa; Chordata; Actinopteri; Gobiiformes; Gobiidae
Gene: cldni
Product: claudin i
Exons: 3
Coding region: 111-743 (210 amino acids)
Biological process (GO): bicellular tight junction assembly; cell adhesion
Cellular component (GO): plasma membrane; bicellular tight junction
Molecular function (GO): structural molecule activity
Source: RefSeq, a predicted model, not a curated record